This is a messenger RNA of Rhinichthys klamathensis goyatoka, 1368 nucleotides long. It is a transcript of the gene rdh8a, whose product is annotated as retinol dehydrogenase 8a. Gene Ontology annotation, cellular component: cytoplasm. The coding region runs from base 192 to 1151 and encodes 319 amino acids. The record is from RefSeq and is a predicted model, not a curated record. Lineage: Eukaryota; Metazoa; Chordata; Actinopteri; Cypriniformes; Leuciscidae. The transcript is spliced from 6 exons. Gene Ontology annotation, biological process: estrogen biosynthetic process. Gene Ontology annotation, molecular function: estradiol 17-beta-dehydrogenase [NAD(P)+] activity.
CCACAGCCCGCGAUGCAUCUCACUGCGUUAAUCUGUUUGUUUUUCAAAGCCGUACAGUAAACGCUGAUGCGCGUUAACGAUUUUCUGUCUGCCAUGUGACCGCAUAACCCGCUCACAUGAGCGCCGGGUUGCGUUAUCCGCUUUAAGUUUGUUCGAGUCCCCUGAUCCAGCUGAGACUGACAGGAGUUGCCAUGGCGAGUGGCGGUGGCGAGCAGAAAGUGGUGCUGAUCACCGGCUGCUCCUCUGGGAUCGGACUGAGGAUCGCCGUGCUGCUGGCCAGAGACGAACACAAGCGUUACCAUGUUAUUGCCACUAUGAGAAACCUGAAAAAGAAGGACCAGCUGGUGGAAGCAGCGGGUGACGCGUACGGCAAGACCCUGACACUGCUGGCAUUGGAUGUGUGUAGUGAUGACUCGGUCAGGCAGUGUAUUGACAGUGUAAAGGACCGCCACAUCGACAUUCUCAUUAAUAAUGCAGGAGUGGGUUUGCUGGGACCUGUGGAGAGCAUCAGUAUGGAUGAGAUGAAGAAAGUGUUUGAGACCAACUUCUUCGGAACGGUGCGCAUGAUAAAAGAGGUCAUGCCAGACAUGAAGAAGAGGCGAGACGGCCACAUUAUCGUCAUGAGCAGUGUAAUGGGCCUGCAGGGUGUGGUAUUCAAUGAUGUCUACACGGCCUCUAAGUUCGCCAUAGAGGGCUUCUGUGAGAGUAUGGCUGUGCAGCUGCUGAAGUUUAAUGUCAAACUGUCUAUGAUCGAACCAGGCCCAGUGCAUACAGAGUUUGAAACCAAGAUGAUGGAAGAAGUGGCCAAGAUGGAAUAUCCUGGAGCAGACGCAGACACAGUCAGAUACUUCAAGGAUGUGUACAUUCCAUCAUCCAUCGAUAUCUUUGAGGCUUUGGGACAAAGACCUGAUGACAUCGCUAAAUGCACCAAGAAAGUGAUUGAAUCCAGCCGACCUCGAUUCCGGAAUCUGACCAACAACCUCUACACGCCCAUUGUGGCCAUGAAAUACGCGGAUGAGACCGGAGGACUUUCAGUGCACACAUUUUACAACCUGCUCUUUAACUUUGGCUCGCUUAUGCACAUUACCAUGAGCAUCCUCAAAUGCCUGACAUGCAACUGUCUGCGCAGACGCACCAUUUCUCCUGACUGAAGAGGGCAGCAGUGAGACGACGCACACACUCACACUUCCCUCAGUUUACUUUACAGCAGAAUAGGACACAACUCAAUGCAACAAGCAGGAAAAUACAAUACCUCAAAUGAGUAUUCCACAUUAAAACACAUUAUAAAAAAAAGGCAGAUUUGGAUUUUCAAAACAUGCACAUGUAUCGUUGUACUAAUGCUAGCAACUCGAUUCAUCAGAACAACUU